AUGAAGAAGCUUUUUUUGUUGGCCGCUUUGGGAGUGGUGGCGCCAAAUGAGAACUCAACUGGCUUUGUCGACCUUAAAACUCAAAGUGGCGGCUCAAAAUCGAAAGAAUGCGGCUUGCCCAACGAAUUCUCAACUCUUCCUGAUUAUGCUCAAAAAGAAUUGGAAGCUAUUUGGAAUGUUUACACAGAAGGAGCAGACUUGACGACGGAGGUGAGCACGGAGGCAAGCACGGAGGCAAGCACAGAGGCACAGACGGAGUCGACAACGACAGAAGCUGUGGAUACAACAAUAGAGAAACUGGAAGAUACAACGACAACACUCAAACCGAUAAAGCAAAAGAAUCCAAGCCUAAAGAAAAAACUUCGAGCUCCAUCGUUGAGAUUGGGACGAAAGAGAUAUCGACCAAUUGCCGAGAAUCAAGAUGUUGAUUAUGAUGCUGAAGAUUUUCAAGGACACACUCCACAACCAACUCAAGGAAAAAUCCCGAAAGCUUCGAAUGAGUACGAUUACUUUGAUCCACAUCAAAAAGCCGAGUUCAAGCGUUAUGAACAUUGGAAAAAGCAGCAACAACAAGGCAAUUUUGCGAGAGAUGAUGACUAUGAUCAGAGGAAACCAAAGACGAAAACAGCGAUCGGAUCGAGGAUCAUUCAUGCACAUCCAAGCAAAUUCAAAGACGAUUACCAUGACUACGACCAAGAGGAACACCAUUUUGACCAUUCAGAGGGAUCGAACUCGGCCGAUCCGUUGGCAGCCAAAUUUGACACUCCAGAUGCUCCAUUCUUGCGAGACGCCCCUCAAUCAGUUCGACGGGAAUUUGUCGAAACGUGGAACGAUCAAGAUAUCCCAUCAGAGCCAUUGAGAGCUCAAAAAAUUCAACUCUUGGCCGUUUCAUUGCUCAAUGGCAGACAACUUGGACAGUACAAUGCUUGGGCCACAAAUCGACGAAGAGUUUUAAAGGCACGAGAACAAGAACUCUCUGAGCUUUCUCCAGCUGCUCGUCGAAUGCUAAGAAGAUUAUCCAACACUUCAGACACAAAAAAUAUUCGAAUUCAUCCAAACAUCAAGCAAGAAUUGAGAGAUUUCAUCGAAAGACACAGAAGAAGAGUGGCAAAAAGAGUCUCCAAAGCGGUCGCG
Molecule: messenger RNA, 1134 nt
Organism: Mesorhabditis belari
Lineage: Eukaryota; Metazoa; Nematoda; Chromadorea; Rhabditida; Rhabditidae
Source: the annotation of a GenBank genome assembly